Messenger RNA from Prunus avium (sweet cherry), 3777 nucleotides. RefSeq names its product alpha-amylase. The record is from RefSeq and is a predicted model, not a curated record. NCBI's taxonomy places the organism in Eukaryota, Viridiplantae, Streptophyta, Magnoliopsida, Rosales, Rosaceae. Gene Ontology annotation, biological process: carbohydrate metabolic process. Gene Ontology annotation, molecular function: alpha-amylase activity; calcium ion binding.
CUAGGACUUGUCCAUCUUCAUUUGUCUCCCUUGACUUUUCUCUGCUCUCUCCUCCAUGGUAUCUUGUGGUUCAAUCUCAGCCAGUCAUUUUCGACUGAGUUACAUUUCAGAACCAUGAAGCAUCCAACUUGUGUGUCAUUUGGUAAAUUCAACUCAACCAGAUAUGAAUAUAAGAUGCCAUCCAACCCAACCCAUUGCACAUACAACUUCAAAAGGCAAUAUGAAUUUUCUCCUUUCAUUCUGCUUUUGCCUCUGCGUUUCUCGUUUGCCCUCCUUCGCAACUCCAGCAGUGUUAUUUCAGGGGUUCAAUUGGGAUUCAAGUAAAAAAGGAGGAUGGUACAACUCCCUCAAGACCACCAUUCCCGAACUCGCUAGCUCUGGAAUUACCCAUGUCUGGCUUCCUCCUCCUUCUCACUCUAAUGCAACUGAGGGAUAUGACCCGGGAAGGCUAUACGAUCUCGAUUCAUCAAGCUAUGGAAAUAAGGACGAAUUGAAGUCCCUGAUUGCUACUAUGCAUGAGAAGGGAAUCAAAGCCAUCGCUGACAUUGUGUUAAACCACAGAUCAGCUGUCAAACAAGACGAGAAUGGAAUAUGGAGCAUCUUUGAAGGUGGAACAGAAGACGGACGUCUCGACUUCAAUGCCUCAUUGAUCUGCAGAGAUGACAAUGACCAUCCUUUUGGAACUGGAAAUCCAGACACAGGGGACAACUUUCCUUACACUGCUGAUGUGGACCACACAAAUCCAAGGCUACAAACCGAGCUCUCUGAUUGGUUGAAUUGGUUGAAAACUGAUAUAGGGUUUGAUGGAUGGAGGUUGGAUUAUGUGAUUGGAUAUGGCUCCAGUAUCACCAAGCUCUACAUGGAAAAGACUUCACCAGAAUUUGCAGUUGCUGAGUAUUGGCGUUGGAACAUUUCAAAAGGGCAGGAUGGCAAACUUGACAAGAACCAAGAUGCACAUAGGAAUGAAAUAGUGAAUUGGAUCGAGGCUGCUGGUGGCGUUGUCACGGCGUUCGAUUUGACAACCAAGUACAUCUUGAAUGUUGCUGUGCAGGGUGAGCUAUGGAGGCUCAAGGAUUCUAAUGGAAAACCACCAGGGUUGAUUGGGAUCAAACCAGAAAGUGCUGUAACAUUUAUUGACAAUCAUGACACUUGGUCUCAGAGACUUUUGCCUUUCCCAGAUGACAAAGUCCUGCUUGGAUAUGCUUACAUUCUCACCCAUCCUGGGACCCCAACCAUAUUCUAUGAUCACUUCUUUGAGUGGGGGUGGCCAAAGGAGCCUAUACGCAAUUUGACUGCAAUUAGGGUAAGGAAUGGAAUAAAUUCGAGGAGCAGUGUGACUAUUUUAGCUGCAGAGGCUGAUCUAUAUAUGGCCAACAUUGAUGACAAGAUUAUCAUGAAGAUUGGGCCAAGAUUGGACCUUGGAGACCUUGACCCGACAAAGUCAAACUUCCAUGUUGCUACCAGUGGAGGAGACUUCGCUGUUUGGGAGAAAAAUCAAAAUUAUAAAAGAAGCCGUGCGCCUGUAAAGUCUGGCGCCAAACAGCUGAAUAUGAACUUGGCCUCUUCUGUUGGUCUCUCUACGAAGCCUAACCUUCCCUGUUUGCACUCUCUGUUAAACUCCUACAUUGAAAGCAGAAAUCGAAAGCAAGCACUGCUUCUCUUUCGCCAGUUGUUGCAGUACAAUGUGAAGCCCAGUGACCUCACUUUCUCUUUGCUCCUGAAAGCCUGUACUUCGUCUUCUUCUUCCUCCUCAGCUUCAAAUUCCGUGAAUGUUAAAAGAGAAGCAAAUCAGAUUCAUACACACUUGCUAAAAUCGGGUGUUGACCGAUUCAUGUAUGUGAGUACUGCUCUUCUUGAUCUGUAUAUGAAACUGGGAUGCGUUAAAAAUGCUCAUAGGCUGUUUGAUGAUAUGCCUGAUAGAGACAUUGUCUCUUGGAAUGCGUUGAUUUGUGGGUUUUCGCGAAAUGGGUGUGAUUUUGAAGCGUUGAAACUCUUUGUUCAAAUGUGUAAAGGGGGAUUUUUUCCUCAUCAGACGACUUUGGUUAGUUUGGUUCCAUCUUGCGGUAGGCAAGAGUUAGUUUCUCAAGGGAAAUCUAUUCAUGGGUUUGGAAUUAAGGCGGGCCUUGAUUCAGAUUCUCAUGUGAAGAAUGCUCUUACCUCAAUGUAUGCUAAAUGUGCAGAUUUGGAGGCGGCAGAGCACUUGUUUGAGGAAAUAGUUGAGAAGAGUGUAGUUUCAUGGAAUACUAUGAUUGGUGCUUAUGGAAAAAAUGGCUUCUUUGAUGAGGCAAUGCUUGCCUUUAAACGAAUGCAAGAGGAAAAUGUUCCAGCCAAUCUGGUGACCAUGGUAAGCCUUCUGUCAGCAAAUGCCGAUCCAGAGUCUACCCAUUGUCAUGCCACUAAAACUGGUCUUGUCAAUGAUGCUUCUGUGAUUACUUCAUUAAUUUGCCAAUAUGCAACAUGCAGGAACACAGAAUCCGGCGAACUUCUUUACAAGUCAUUGCCUCAGAAGAACUUGGUUUCCCUAACUGCACUUAUGUCAAGCUAUACUGAGAAAGGUAACCUGUUUCAGGUGAUGUCGUGUUUUGCUCACUUGCAGCAGUUAGAAAUUAAGGUUGAUGCAGUUGCUAUGGUUUGCAUCCUCCAUGGGAUAAAAGAUCCCAUUGAAUUUGGUCUUGGACUUGCUUUUCAUGCUUAUGGGCUAAAGAGUGGGUUGAGUGCUGAUUCUUUGGUUGCAAAUGGGUUGAUAAGCCUGUACUCGAGGUUUGACAAGAUAGAAACUGCUUUCUCUUUACUUUCUGAGAUACAUGAGAAAACAUUGAUUAGUUGGAAUUCUUUGAUAUCGGGCUGUGUACAAGCUGGAAGGCCAAGUGAUGCCCUAGAGGUUUUUUUCCAAAUGAAAAUGUCUGGACACAGUCCAGAUGCCAUUACCAUCUCUAGCUUACUAUCUGGUUGUUGCCAGCUUGGGUACUUGCGAUUUGGGGAGAGGAUUCAUAACUAUGUCCUAAGAAACAAUCUCGAAGUGGAAGAUUUUGUUGGAACUGCUCUUAUAGACAUGUACAUCAAGUGUGGAAAAAUAGAGCAUGCUGAAAGGGUGUUUAAGAGCAUCAAAGAACCGUGCUUGGCAACAUGGAACUCAAUGAUCUCGGGUUAUAGCUUAUAUGGGUUAGAACAUGAAGCUCUUGCUUGCUUCUCAGAAAUGCAAAAGCAGGGGCUAAAGCCUGAUAAAAUAACUUUUUUGGGAGUUUUAGCUGCGUGUACUCAUGGAGGCCUUGUUCAGGAGGGAAGAAAAAAUUUCCAAAUCAUGAGGGAACAGUUCAACAUGGUGCCAGAUUUGCAACACUAUGCUUGCAUGGUUGGUCUCUUUGGUCGUGCAGGCUUGUUCGAGGAGGCAUUGAUGUUCAUCAGAAAUAUGGAAAUGGAGCCCGAUUUCGCAGUUUGGGCAGCCUUGCUGAGUGCUUGUUGCAUCCAUCAAGAGGUGAAGCUUGGGGAAUAUGUUGCCAAAAAGUUGUUUUUCUUGGACAGUAACAAUGGUGGGUUCUUUGUGUUGAUGUCAAAUCUAUAUGCGGUUAAAGGAAUGUGGGAUGAAGUAGCUAGGGUGAGGGAGAUGAUGAGAGAGACUGGAGGGGAUGGCUGUCCAGGAAUUAGUGUUAUUGAGAUGACUUCAUUGGAAGACAUGAAUGUAAACUUAAGCUCGAGCAAGUCUAGUUUGAAUGCAAAUGCUUGGCAACCUCUACUCUCUCUAUAUUAAUCGCUAGUCCUGACUCCUCAUUACGGUCA